This is a messenger RNA of Porites evermanni, 429 nucleotides long. The record is from the annotation of a GenBank genome assembly. Lineage: Eukaryota; Metazoa; Cnidaria; Anthozoa; Scleractinia; Poritidae.
AUGUUUCACCCCAGCCUGGCGUGCCCGCAGCGCAUAACAGUAUAUCUAAAAUCGUCUAAGACAGACAUUGCUAGGGAAGGUCAGUCACUCACUAUAGCUCGCACCUCGACACCCCUUUGCGCCGUUGCAGCUAUGCAAGAGUAUUUUCUCUUAGUUAGGCCUCGGCAUGGACCUUUGUUUUACUUCGCAUCAGGUCGUUACCUCACUCGGGGCAUCGUAUCCGACCUCCUUAGGGAUAGUGCUAGGGUGGCUGGCCUCCCUUAUCAAAGCCUAAAAGGGCAUAGCUUUCGCAUCGGAGCGGCCUCCGUUGUAGCCGCCGCCGGCUUGCCAGAUUGCCUUAUAAAAGUUCUUGGUCGCUGGUCCUCGGACUGUUACCAGCUGUAUAUCAGAACUCCUCAAUCGACAUUAGAGUCUGUGGCUCCCAAGAUG